Molecule: messenger RNA, 1253 nt
Organism: Jatropha curcas
Lineage: Eukaryota; Viridiplantae; Streptophyta; Magnoliopsida; Malpighiales; Euphorbiaceae
Product: probably inactive leucine-rich repeat receptor-like protein kinase At5g48380
Molecular function (GO): protein binding
Source: RefSeq, a predicted model, not a curated record
CACCGUAGACUUUAUUUCCUUUGGUGUUGGGAUAGCAAGGGCGUCUUCUCUUCCAUUUCUCUCUAUAAAAAGAAAGGCAAAUCUUCUCCCCCAUCGUGUCUGUAACUCGCUUCCACUUCUCCUUUGUCUCUUGGGUUUGGGUUCUUGAAAUCUCACGUUCUGCUGUGAAUACAGAUAUUUCCAAGCUUGAAUGCGCAACAGAUAGCAAUUAAAGGGGUUCUUCUAGCAAACUUUGUGGGUCUUUUUAUAGUUAAAACGAUGUUGGGUGGACGGGUUGUUAAGAUUUUAAUGAGUAGUUGCCUCUGGUUAUUGCUUAGCUGUAGUUUGAGCUACGGUACUGAGACUGAUAUUGCUUGCUUGAAGAGUAUAAAAGCUUCACUUGAAGACCCUUUUGGUUACUUGAAGUCUUCAUGGAACUUUAACAACAAUACUGAAGGUUUUAUUUGUAGAUUUACUGGGGUUGACUGUUGGCAUCCUGAUGAGAACAAGGUCUUGAAUCUCCGGCUUUCGGACAUGGAGCUGAAGGGUCAGUUCCCUCUUGGCCUCAGGAACUGCACAAGUAUAACUGGUGUAGAUCUUUCAAACAACGACCUGGUUGGAACUAUUCCAACCAAUAUCUCUAAUAUCACUCCAUUUUUGACAUCACUUGAUCUGUCAUCCAACAGUUUCUCAGGAACAAUUCCAGCAGAUCUCGUAAACUGUAGCUAUUUGAAUGUUCUCAAGCUAGACCGUAAUCGGUUUACGGGUCAAAUUCCUGCAGAACUUUCCUUGCUCAAACGGUUGAAAACAUUUAAUGUAGCUAAUAAUCUCUUGACAGGACCAGUGCCAAAUUUUACCACCAGCAGCUUCGGGGCAGAUGUUUAUGCAAAUAAUACGGGAUUAUGCGGAAAGCCUUUAGAUGAUUGUCCUGGGACUCCAAAGGGAAGAAAAGACUAGAUCAUCAAAUUCAAAAGACCAGAAAAUUAGUUCUAAGGGAAAGAGAAGAAGAAAUUGGUGGAGAAAGGGGGAUAGAAAAUCUAGGCUUAGGUCAAAAAAUGAGAGAGAAAGUGGGGUGAGAGAAGACAGAAAACAUAUGAUUCUGUAAAGAAAUUGUUUUUUUUUUUUUUUUUUUGACAUUCUGUAAAGAAAUUGUUAUUCCAUUCCGUUACUGUGAUUUCUCGUACGUUGUGGUUAUAUUACUUGUAUUUCGUCAUUACUUGUACUUCUAAUAUUAAUAUUAAUGAAUAAAGGAACAGAUGUAGUAACAGUUUUUA